Messenger RNA from Rotaria sp. Silwood2, 849 nucleotides. The record is from the annotation of a GenBank genome assembly. NCBI's taxonomy places the organism in Eukaryota, Metazoa, Rotifera, Eurotatoria, Philodinida, Philodinidae.
AUGACGAGUGAAAUUGAAGUUGAAAUUUUAAAAUGUCAAGGAAUCAAUAAUAUUCCAGCUUUGUUACGAGCAAGAGAUCUAUAUUCUAUAUUCAAAAUUGACUCUGAAGAAUUAGAAGAUCUAAGAAAUCGUGCAUGUUUAAAAUUAAAGGAUGGCGAAUACAUGAUACGUCCAGCCAUCAAAGACAACCUUGCAUAUUGUAUAAAUGAAUUCAAAAAUAAAUUAAACGAAAAGCAUUCUCAGCCAGAGCAUCCUGAUCAAAAUUCAAACACUCAAGAUGACUCUUUUAUGAUUACAUUUAUCAAAAGUCUUACCGAUAAUAUGAAUCGAUCUAAACAUUGUUAUCAAUAUAAUAUAAACAUGCGACGAUUUACAUCAUGUGUAUAUUUGUUAGGAGGAAGAAAUGUUUAUCAAUUUUUAAAAUUAAAUCUUCCUGGUGCAUUUCCAGCUAUUCAAACAUUAGAUUCCUAUAAUGAAGAAUAUUGUAAACGUAUUCAAGAAGGAGAAUUUCGUUUUGAAGACUUAGAAAAUUAUUCAAAUAAAAUUAAUUCUUUUUUUGUUUAUGCAUCAGAAGAUUGUACAAGAGUUGUUAGUAAGGUUUACUAUGAUGCUGUUAGCAACUCAUUUGUUGGAUUCUGUUCAACAUUCAACAAUGGUUUACCAACUGUUCGUCAAUAUCAAACCAACGACUUUUUUCAAUUAGAGGAGUGGUUUGAAUCAAUAGAAAGAUCAACGUUAAUGAAUAUAUUUACAAUUCAACAUAUAACAAACAAGGGAGUGCCACCUUUUCUUUUGUCCAGUUUUGGUACAAAUAAUAAGCUAGACUCAAUCUCCGUAUUUCAUCGUUGA